This is a messenger RNA of Etheostoma spectabile (orangethroat darter), 1421 nucleotides long. It is a transcript of the gene ptpmt1, whose product is annotated as protein tyrosine phosphatase mitochondrial 1. The record is from RefSeq and is a predicted model, not a curated record. Gene Ontology annotation, biological process: protein dephosphorylation. NCBI's taxonomy places the organism in Eukaryota, Metazoa, Chordata, Actinopteri, Perciformes, Percidae. The transcript is spliced from 4 exons. Bases 13 to 561 code for a protein of 182 amino acids. Gene Ontology annotation, molecular function: phosphatidylinositol-4,5-bisphosphate 5-phosphatase activity; phosphatidylglycerophosphatase activity; phosphoprotein phosphatase activity.
ACUAGUUCCGCCAUGUCCGCAGCGUUAGCGAGGCUGCUCUUCUACCCCACGUUAGCCUACAACGUUGUCAUGGAGAAGUUGACGUCGAGACGGUGGUUUGACCGAGUGGACGAGACCGUGGUCCUCGGAGCGCUGCCGUUCAGGUCCCUCACCAAACAGCUGGUAGAAACCGAAAAUGUACGAGGGGUUAUCACCAUGAAUGAAGAGUAUGAGACUAAAUAUUUCUGCAACUCGGCUGAGGAGUGGCGAGCUGCAGGGGUAGAGCAGCUGAGGUUGAGCACGGUCGACCUCACCGGCGUUCCCACCCUGGAGAACCUGCGCCUAGGCGUGGAGUUUGCCCUGCAGCACCGAGGGCGGGGGAGCAGCGUGUACGUCCACUGCAAGGCCGGACGCUCCCGCAGCGCCACCAUGGCUGCUGCCUACCUCAUUCGGCUACACAGCUGCACUCCGGAGGAAGCCUGUCAGAAGCUGGCGUCUGUUCGACCGCACGUCCUGGUGCGCUCGGCCCAGCUGGAGAUGCUGAGGAAAUACUACCAGCAGGUGUGUGAACAGCCCAGCUAAGAGGGCCGGGCGGCGGGUCGGACCUCGUUAUCCUCCUACAGCUGCUGGAAGACUGGACUCAGGGCCUUGGACAGUCCUCCAUAUCAGAAUGUAGACACCCUGAAGAAAAUGACAAACUACUUGUUCAACCCCAACAUUUUUAAAUCAAAUUCCCAUGUUUUUUACUGGCAAAUGGCAACAUAACAACACAACAUAUCAGAAGGCAACAAAAAAAAGUAAUAUUGUCAUGGAGAGUUCUUUUUAUAACCCUUAUCACAUAAAACCUGCAACUUCUUUCCUCUACUACCUGGUUUCUUGCUUGUGGUUGAAACGUGUAAGAAAUGUUAAAACGUGUUAAAAACUUUGUUCUUUCACAAAUAUGUGCUCAUUCAUGUGAAAUUCCUUCCAACUAAUCAAAGUAUUCUCGUAAGCUUAGAAUCUGCCAUUCAGAAUCAUUUAAAGUACAUGUUGUACAUGAUCCGUUCUGCACAUGCACAAGAUGUUUGCACAUGUGCAGAUGAGAUAGCACAUGUGCCAUCACCUGCUGUUAGCAUCCCAUUGACUGUCAUUCAUUUUGACGUCACUUUGACAGCGAAUAACUCUACGUCUGAAGUGUUUAAAGACUGUCUAUUUUUAUUUCUAAAAAAACACAACAGUGCAGUUGCAGGUGAUCAAAGGUUUGAAUCUCGGUCAGGGCGGGUGUAUCCAGGUGGGCCCCUAGGCAAGGUCCUUAAAGCUACUGCCCUAUAUGUACAGUGCCUUACGAAAGUAUUCGGCCCCCUUGAACUUUUCAACCUUUUGACACAUUUCAGGCUUCAAACAAAGAUAUAAGUUUUUUAUUUUUUGUGAAGAAUCACCAACAAGUGGGACACAAUUGUGAA